CAUGGACGGUCCGUGGAAGCUCACAGUCCUGGUCCUUGCAGUGACUCUGACUCAUCUGGUCAGUGGCCAAACCUUCACCUUCCUGGGAGUCAAAAAGAUCAAGUUCGAGCCGGCGUGCGGGCUGCUGCACAACGAGGGCAGCUGGUCAGUCCAAGGUUUUCUGACCAUCAACAGCACCCAGUUGAACACCUACUCCCCUGUCGUCCACAUACAGACUACCACAGAGAAAACCUGAGAGGGUAUUACCAGGUAGUGGGUAGCCCAAAGGUAUACCUUGCUGUCGGCCGCCCUUUCGCCAUCGAGACGAACAAACGAGAUGUGUCCAUCAAAUGGUGUGUGGAAAAUCUGCUGACCACUUACACCCUGGCUAUGAAUGUCAACGGACAGAUGACGUCAGCGAAAAACGACUGCGUCACCGCCCCCUCGACUCUCAACACCAACCGUCCGACACCUUAUGACGUCACACUGUCGCUCAAUGAGUUCGCCGGAUGUCAGAGGACGGAGAGCUUUAGGGGGACAUUGCAAUACAACCCCGAGGCCCGCUCACCGACCAUCCCGUUCCCAGGUUCCGGUGACGUAGAGACCAAAAAACAGGACGACGACGACGACUUUGGGCUGGACCUGGAGAUUUUCUACGGCGGGAUCCUGGGGGCUAUAGCUGGCAUCACUCUCAUUGUCUUCUUCUUUUUGCUGUGCUGGUACCACAAGAGGAAUAAGGAUACCAUCAUGGCUAUGGCGAGAGAGCACGAGCUGAGCUCCACAACAGGCGAGUUCACGGCCCUCUAGAUGGAUGUGGCAGAAGAUAUUCGGAGAUGUCUUCGGCGAGCACCAAGGAACUAUUCAGGGACGUACUCCCACACACAGAUGCACUGCU
Molecule: messenger RNA, 874 nt
Organism: Aplysia californica (California sea hare)
Lineage: Eukaryota; Metazoa; Mollusca; Gastropoda; Aplysiida; Aplysiidae
Source: RefSeq, a predicted model, not a curated record